Molecule: messenger RNA, 789 nt
Organism: Dictyostelium purpureum
Lineage: Eukaryota; Evosea; Eumycetozoa; Dictyosteliales; Dictyosteliaceae
Exons: 4
Coding region: 1-789 (262 amino acids)
Source: RefSeq, a predicted model, not a curated record
AUGCUUGAUUACAGAACAUUUGAUAGUAAAUAUUUUAUGGUCCUCUAUUUACAAUAUAAGCUAGGCCAGCUAUUUGACAUCUAUGUAAAUGGUGAAAUUGUAAAUUUGGUAUCAGAAAACACUUCAUUGCUUAAUUUUAAAAGCGGCCUUUUAGAGUUUGUUGUUGUCCAAAGAUAUUGGAAACAAAAUGGUAUCGAGGGAUCAGUUGAAACAUCCCAUUUGCCAAUAAACGGUAAUAUCGAGACAUUCAAAAGAACAUUUACUAAUCAAAGCCUAAAAACAGAAAAACUUUGGGAAUAUAGCUUUUGCUUAUUCAACCUUAGAUUUGGCUAUAAAAUAAUCCUAAGACACUACCUGUCCGACAGAAUUGGUGCUGGCGAUAUCCCACAUCGUUAUACCCUCCAUGAUAUCAACAUCUCUAUCAAAGCUAAUGAUAAAAAUCAAUUUUUCAGUAAAAACAUUGUAAAUAUUGCCGAAAACGACUAUGUUCUCAUCGAAACCCUUGCUGGUUUCAUUGAUAGAAACUCAUUCUCUCUGAUUGCUCCCCAUGAACUUUUGUACAACAAUACCGAGUCCACAGAGCCAAUUUCAUAUUACUUUUCUCAAAAACUUCAACAACAACAACAACAAUUAUUACUUCAAAACCAACAACAAAUCAAUUAUAACAAUUUCCCAUUUGACAAUGAUGACAAUGAUGAAGAUGCCGUUGUUUGUGAUAACUCAAAUUUUAACUAUCUUGAUGAUGCAUUACAAAAUAAUAUUAUAAACCCAUUCUAUGAAAAUAUGUAA